Messenger RNA from Paramormyrops kingsleyae, 1350 nucleotides. NCBI's taxonomy places the organism in Eukaryota, Metazoa, Chordata, Actinopteri, Osteoglossiformes, Mormyridae. The record is from RefSeq and is a predicted model, not a curated record.
CUUUUUCAGUCUGUAUUAUGCUUCUCAGUUAAUUUAGCACGUUCUGCUUUACCCAUGGGAACCAGCUUAUCUCUCCGCUUGAUAAACUGUUUAACUCAAAGUCUCUUGAUCUGUGGAAUGUCUCCCGUUUUUGGACUUUUCUUAAUCAUGGCAACAGCAGCACAUGGUUCUGCGGGUUCAGACAGUGACAUUAUAAGACAUUAUGUAGCUCUGGGACGACCUGCAUUUAUACAGCUGAUAAAUGGAACCAGUGGCUAUGAGCUAACGCUCAGAAAGGAUGGAAUUGUGAUUUUAAGGUUUAGAAAGAACAACAUUAAUUUUCAAGAAAAUUGGGGAUCUCAGUUUAAUUUUGAUAUGAAUGGCACCUUGAUGAUCACCAAAGCAGAAAGAAAUCUUUCUGGCAUUUAUACUUUGGAAAUAUAUGACUCAGACGGAAAAGCUUUACGAACUGAAACAUUCCACUUGAUCGUUAAAGGUGCUCAUGCGAUGGAGAUUCUUUUUGCUACACUGGGAACAGUGGUCUUACUCCUCAUAUUGACAGUGGGGGUUUACAGUUACUGCAGGAAGAGACCCCAUGUGCAGGCAGAAGAGAGUAAACCUGGCACUGAAGAAAUGACAUACGCUGAGGUCACAUUCAACAAGAAUAAGAGCAGGAGAGAGAAGAGGGCUGAACCGGAGGUGGUGUAUGGGGAGGUCAGGAUAUAAUCUAAGCGGCAACUUCGGCACAAAAAGGACAUUAUGUAUGUAAAAGUUUAUAUGCAAAGUGUAGUAUUAGGGAUAUAGUCUCCAAGAACAAAAUCUGUGCCAUGUGAGAAAAUGGAAUAAUUUUUGUUUGUCUUUGUUUCCCAAUUUUUAUUAAAAAAACAAAUUUUAUUCCAUUUUCCAGGGAAGGUUUUGCAAUUUUAUACUAAUUACUUGAUUUGAUGUGAUUUUCGCAUCUGAGAUUACUUAUCAGGUUAAUUAAACAACCGUACUUUAUUAACUGCUCUCCUUAAUUUUCGCCCUGUUUUUCUGAAAUGGCCAGUUAAUCCCAGCUCAGGACUCCCCCCACCAAAGUAAAACGCCCCCCCCGACCUGAGCAGGCUGACGGCCACAGCACGCCGACCCUGUAAUAUGUCCUGUCAGCCGCAUGUCCUGCUCUGACAGCUAAAGGUACAAUGACCCACGUAACACACUUGGUGGAAAGCGCUACUGGCUGGACUCACUGCCCUGUGGCUGCCGGUGCUCUCUGGGCUCCUACUGGCCGCUGAUGUGGGCUGGGGGAGAUCAAACUGGGAUCCCGGCUGUAGGAGGCCCCCUACUGGUGAGAGGCAGAGUAACGUGGCCGGCUGAGCCGCCCAGUGCCGGUGC